Messenger RNA from Leptopilina heterotoma, 681 nucleotides. RefSeq lists its product as uncharacterized. The transcript has 5 exons. The record is from RefSeq and is a predicted model, not a curated record. The coding region runs from base 1 to 681 and encodes 226 amino acids. NCBI's taxonomy places the organism in Eukaryota, Metazoa, Arthropoda, Insecta, Hymenoptera, Figitidae.
AUGAGUGACUGUAUAAAUUGUGUACAUUGUCACUUCCCACAUUCGCUGUCGACGAAACUGAACGCAAUACAUGACAAGGAUGCUGUACAGACAUCAACAGGUUCUGUUGUAACUCAUAUACACGAAUUCGACGAUUUAUUUGAAACAUCGUUUUACGGCCCUUCUAUGUUUCGAUUAGUCGAUCAUCCUUUGAGUUUCAGGCAACAAGCCAACGAGUGGAUUUAUAAGAUGUUGUUUCUGUGGGCGAGAGAGCCUAUUCCACAUUCCAGGGCUGGUCCGUGGUUUGCAUGGUUUGCAACUGCAGCAGUUUUAUGGCGAUGCCGUCGUCGGAUAUCAAAAGCAGUUCACGCCAUGUCACCCUUAAAAUUGUUCAAACGACGAGUAAUUCCAGUUAAUGUCAAAGCGGUGCAAGCGCCAAAAGCCACAGCGACGACCGCACAAAACAUCACCAAAGAACAUCAAAAAAAGCUCUGCUAUAUACUCAAUUCGAAGCACAACACUGGAAUUAAAACCCGAGUUAAAAGACUUUGCACAGGUGAUGGACCUCACGUGACGGGAGCUUCAUUCAUUCAAACGUCGCCAAUGAUGAAUUACAAAGUGACUCGAAGCGGUAAAGUUUACGGAAAAUAUAACAAAAUGAUUUUGUCAACGAUGCGGAAAAAUCGACUCACUUCGUCAUGA